UGCAAACAGGAAGUAUACUAAAGUGUAAAUUCUAUAAUUGGUCCUUUAUAACAGGGGGGUUUCCCUAAUUAGUCCUCUAUUAUCAAAUAUUAUCCAAGUGGUCCUUCUUUUAUGGGUUUAAGAGUAGACGGGGAACCCGUAGUUUUUCCUGAAAUGGUUAAUCCGAAUACAUAUGUUGAUCUUUUUCGUGAAGUAAUUGGAUUCGAGGUAAUGCGCGAACAUUUUGGACAAGCCGGAUUUAAUUUAGCUGCAUUGGAGAAUAACAUUGACAAUGAACAUGAGCGACAAGUUCUACCCGGUAACACUGACAGGGAGGCGGAGAGAUACACAGCUAGUGUGAUAUUACAACUCUUAGGUGGUACUUUGUUCCCAAAUUCUACAGUGAGGCCCGAAGUGCGUGUGCUUAACAAUGAUCGACAUGGCCCACUUCGAGAGGAUGAGCCACAUGGUGCUCGGUGGCGUAUUCGGAGGUUGUUUAAUGGCACUUCUCGAUUUUCUGUUCGUAACUACCGAGACCAGUUUGAUGGUUCACUUCUUCGACACGUAAUUGCUCCGUUGAUAGAUAGCGUAGCAGUAAGCUUCUCCUCAAGCGUAUCAGAUAAGCUUCUCACAUCCGUAUAUCCCAUAUGGACAUCUCCGUCGAUUCUCAUUCUUCUAUCUAUCACAGCAACUUUCAGAUUCAUAGCACACGAAGAACUAGACCUAGCAGCUUGGUCCAGGGACAAUGAGGCAAAUUCCCACUCAGGGGAGGGCUGCGUGAAACAGCCUCAAGCUAGGGUUAUAACCCCAACUAUGGAUUCUGACGAGAAAGACGGUUGGCCUAGCAAGACCACCGGCUGCAGUUGAAGAAAAAGAAUAGGUUUGGAUGAGCAAUGCUCACCAUGUGUUCGACGAAAUGACUCAAAAACAUGUAGAGUCCAGGUAACAUUUUAUUUCUUCCUACUUGGUUUAGUACUGGUCAUACUGUGUUAUUUCAGACUUGAAAUGCCAAAAUUUGUGGUUAUUGCAAAUAGAUGAAGUGAGGUGAAAAAAAGUGAUAAACUUAGCAGGUAUAAUAUACUAACCUGCUAGGGCUAUACUCACCCCGGCAAAACUCGCUUUUGGAUGAUGGUAUGUAGAGCUAUUAAGUUCAAAUUUUUUCCCUCUAAAAUUGUACUCCAUAAAUGUCAGUUUUCUUCUCAUGUUUGAAUGGUAAUUUUUCUUCUCUAUUUCAUUUUCUUCUUAAUUCAUUUCUUAUAAAUGAACCAGUAGAACAAUGAAUGAUUUUGAAUUCAAUUUCCUUAUUUCCAUUUUUUCAAUUUUACAUGUUGGAAACACUUCUUGGAUUUUUAGCACAUAAUAUCAAAAUGAAGGAGGCAUACAAAAUGUUUGACAUAGUGCCCCAUGAACUUGUCCCAAGGCCAAAGCAAAGAAACUAUCGGGGCCUAAUGGGAUAGGAGUGGCAACAACCAUUGCACUAAAUUACAAUAGUUAAGAACCAUUACACCAAGUAGAAUGAGGGAUAUGGGGGAAACUGCCAGGUUCCAAAAAUUCAAAGGAUUUGGGGAAUUUGUUAGACUAUGAAUAGAACUACCCAAUUAUGUUAGUUUAGUUGUUGUUGGGUUUUAAUCAUUGGUUAUUAUAAAUCGGAUUAUUCAAUUUACUUUUUACGGAGUAUUACUCUAUUAAUAUAGGUUAAGCUUUGAU
Cuscuta campestris is the source of this 1686-nucleotide messenger RNA. The record is from the annotation of a GenBank genome assembly. NCBI's taxonomy places the organism in Eukaryota, Viridiplantae, Streptophyta, Magnoliopsida, Solanales, Convolvulaceae.